Molecule: messenger RNA, 1043 nt
Organism: Petromyzon marinus (sea lamprey)
Lineage: Eukaryota; Metazoa; Chordata; Hyperoartia; Petromyzontiformes; Petromyzontidae
Source: RefSeq, a predicted model, not a curated record
CCACGUGGUGUCGCUGCGCGUCACUCUCCGCAUGGACGCCGGAUCGCUGCUGCCUGAGAUGACCGGGGUGGAGGAGGAGAGAUGGAGGAGACGGGUACCUGCUGGUGGUGACGGCGGCGGCGGCGGCGGCGGUGGUGGUGACGGUGACGAUGACGGUGACGACGAUGAGGAGUGCCCGGAGUUGGUGGCCACUCUCCUUCCCCACGAGCGCAUUCCCAUCACCAUCAUCUCGGGCUACCUGGGAGCCGGGAAGACGACGCUGCUGAACUACAUCCUCACGGAGCAGCACAGCAAGCGGGUCGCCGUGAUCCUCAACGAGUUCGGGGAGGGCAGCGCCAUGGAGAAGGCCCUCGCCGUGGGCCAGGCCGGAGAGCUGUACGAGGAGUGGCUGGAACUCCACAACGGCUGCCUCUGCUGCUCCGUCAAGUACGUCAAGUGCGCGCGUGUGUCACUGUGGGCGUGUGUGUCACGGACCCAGCUUACCCGCGUUCCGUUCCCGCUCGCGGAUAACAUCGGUGGCGAGUCGUACUUCCUGCUGCUGCGUUGGGGUGUUUUUUUGUUGUUUUGUUCCGCCAGAGUGGACCUAGGGGAAGUGCUGGACCUCCACGCUUACGACACCACGACGGGAGACAGGUUUCGGGAGAGGCUGGCGCAGCUGACGAAGCGUGGCGAGGACGAACCCUCGCACCUGGACAAAAGUAUCGGGACCGUGACCAUCGAAGUGUUGGGGACGGUGUCCCAGCGCGGACUGGACUGGUUCCUGCAGAGCCUGCUGUGGGAGAAGAGCGUUCACAAUGCAGCUGGGCUGCCCAUGGAAGUCCUGCGGAUGAAGGGCCUGGUGAGCAUGUGUGGCGCUGUGCGUCCGCUGCUCGUGCAGGCCGUGCGGGAGCUCUUCGAGCAGCAGGAGGCUCCAGCGUCGUGGCCCGCUGACGAGCCUCGCCUCAGCAGGCUCAUCUUCAUCGGGCGUAACCUGGACCGCGGCAUCCUCCUGGACUUGUUCGCGAAAGCAACGGCGGAGGGUGGAGAUUUCGAUUGAAAACAAA